AUGGCGAUGAUGAUGACUGGCCGUGUGCUGCUGGUGUGUGCCCUCUGCGUGCUGUGGUGCGGUGUCUGCGGUGGUGAACGAGCUGAAACAACUCCAGAUUCUCCGGGUAAUACGUCCGAAAAGAAACCUCAAAACGAAGAGAUCGUCGGUGCCACUGGAGGAGGUGACCAAAGCAGUAAACCGGCAGCGCCACAAGAACAAGCACCAGCGGCGUCAGGAUUACCGGCAGCGCCAGCGAACUCAUUACAGGAAACACACUCCGGUAGAGAAGCAUCAGAAAAGGCAAGUGAAACGAUUGAAAAAAAGGAUCAAAAAGAAGAUAAGGAUAAAGGGGAAGAAGGGGAGGAAGACGAAGAAGGGGAGGAAGACGAAGAAGAAGAAGACGAAGACAAAGAAGAGGAAGAGGAAGAGGAAGAGGAAGAGGAAAAGAAUGAUACGAAUGAAAAGGAAGAAGAAGAAGAAGCUGUUACCGGCACCACAGAGGGGAUCUCAGCAGGCGGUCAAGAGCAGACAAGUUUAUCUUCUGGUGCGGAGGGAGCAUCGAAUAAAACAAAUCCCAACAGCACACCAACAACUGGAGACGAUGAUCCAGCAGCUGAUGGUGCAGGGACAGCAGAAGGAAAACAAAAUGAAAAUAAAGAAUCCAAUCCGAAAGAAACACCAGUGACGGCCACGGCCAUGAAAACUACAACGGCGACGACUGGCGACAGUGACGGCAGCACCGCGGUCUCCCACACCACCUCCCCUCUUUUGCUUCUUCUUGUUGCUGCUUGUGCGGCUGCUGCUGCGGUGGUGGCCGCAUGA
Molecule: messenger RNA, 804 nt
Organism: Trypanosoma cruzi
Lineage: Eukaryota; Euglenozoa; Kinetoplastea; Trypanosomatida; Trypanosomatidae
Product: mucin-associated surface protein (MASP), putative
Exons: 1
Coding region: 1-804 (267 amino acids)
Source: RefSeq, a predicted model, not a curated record